Manis javanica (Malayan pangolin) is the source of this 1637-nucleotide messenger RNA. It is a transcript of the gene TYW2, whose product is annotated as tRNA methyltransferase 12 homolog. NCBI's taxonomy places the organism in Eukaryota, Metazoa, Chordata, Mammalia, Pholidota, Manidae. Gene Ontology annotation, biological process: tRNA methylation; wybutosine biosynthetic process. Gene Ontology annotation, cellular component: cytoplasm. Gene Ontology annotation, molecular function: tRNA methyltransferase activity. The record is from RefSeq and is a predicted model, not a curated record.
GUAAGUUCCGGCCCGUCCGUUUCCGUCACUACUGUCCCUGGCGCAGCGGUGUACGGGCCUCUCUCCCCACUUCCGCCGCGGACAUCCAGAGGUUGGUGAGUGGAUUCAGGAAAGCGAGUCUCAGGGAAUCCGAUAGAAUGUGGGGCCAGCGGCAUGGAAAGGGAAGAUGGGAAGCCCGCGGCUGUUGUCGCAGUUGUGACUGAGCCUCGGUUUACCCAGCGUUACAGGGAAUAUCUCGAGAAGCAGAAACUCUUGGAUAGACAGCACCGUGUGGAAAAGUUGCCGGAUGGCACCGUGGCGUUACCUGUGCUGGGAGAGGCCGUCCCUGAGCUGCACCUGCAGGAGCUGAGGAAUCGUGUGGCUCCAGGCAGCACCUGUAUGCUAACGCAGCUCCAGAGUGCUGUGCCUUCAAAGAGGGCCCAGGGCUGUGCACCUGCCCAAAGGCUGUGUCUUGAGGUGAGGCACUGGGUAGAGACCCGAGGAGUGCCGUGGUCAGCUCAGUUGGAGGCUGAUUUGCCCCGGUCUUGGCAACGACAUGGCAACCUGUUGUUGCUGAGUGAGGAUUGUUUCCAAGCCAAGCAGUGGAAAGGUCUGGAACCAGCACUCUGGGAGACUGUGGCCUCAGCACUUGGCGUCCAGCGUUUGGCCAAACGAGGGCGGGUCUCACCGGAUGGCACUCGAACUCCAGCAGUGACUCUCCUGCUGGGUGACCAUGGCUGGGUAGAGCAUGUGGAUAAUGGGAUUCGAUAUAAGUUUGACGUUACCCAGUGCAUGUUCUCCUUUGGAAACAUCACUGAGAAGCUUCGGGUGGCAUCGCUGCCCUGUGCUGGGCAAGUGCUGGUGGAUCUCUAUGCAGGGAUUGGUUAUUUCACAUUGCCCUUCCUAGUUCAUGCUGGUGCUGCCUUCGUCCAUGCCUGUGAGUGGAACCCCCAUGCUGUAGCUGCUCUGAGAAGUAACCUUGAGAUAAAUGGGGUAGCAGAUCGGUGCGAAAUACACUUUGGGGAUAACAGAAAACUGAAGCUCUCAAAUAUUGCAGACAGGGUGAACCUGGGGUUGAUUCCCAGCUCUGAAGAAGGCUGGCCCAUUGCCUGCCAAGUCCUUCGACAGGAUGCUGGGGGCAUUUUGCAUAUCCACCAAAAUGUGGAAUCUUCCCCAGGGAAGAAUCUUCAGCCUCCUGGAAGCAGUGAAAUGGAAAAAGAGCAUUCGCCUUAUUCUCAGCAAAUUAUCACCAACCAAUGGAAGAAUAGAGCUACCAGGGAUUCUAGGAGAAAAAUGUUGUCAGCAGCCACUAAGCGAGAGUGGCAACAGUGGGCGGAAUCUGCAGAAACUCGUAUUGCCACUCUUCUUCAGCAGGUGCAUGGGAAACCGUGGAAGACACAAAUCCUGCACAUCCAACCAGUGAAAUCCUAUGCUCCCCAUGUGGACCACAUAGUCCUGGAUCUGGAAUGCCAUCCCUGUCCUCUAGUUGGCUAGUGAAGGUGGAUCCUGAGACAUGUGAAUCUAUGUGUAUAUUUGUAUCCAGUGUUGUUCUGAUCUUGUCACAGCGAUCACUUUUCAAGUUUUACAUGUACAGCUCAGCCUUUCUGUUAGCUGCAACUUCAGUGUUGAUAAAUUAUUAUGCUGCUUUGCACAUUGAC